Molecule: messenger RNA, 1038 nt
Organism: Acanthamoeba castellanii str. Neff
Lineage: Eukaryota; Discosea; Longamoebia; Acanthamoebidae
Exons: 6
Coding region: 1-1038 (345 amino acids)
Source: RefSeq, a predicted model, not a curated record
AUGCCACGCGUUGCUGCCAAGGCUCAAAAGAAGAAGCCAGUGUGCGACACAAAGCCCGCGCUCGAGGAGGGAGUCUCCUUUGACGACGUCCACACAUGGAGGACACCGCCACAGGGCCUCCCCGUGUCCGGCAGGAAGGCCGAGCUCGUUCAGCGCGUGAUCGACCACCUCGACUCCGACUCCGACUCUGGCUCGCCCAAAGAAGAUGACAGUGAAAAUGAAGAAGACGAGGAGGGCGAUGAGAGGGGAAAGGAAGAGCAAAAGAAGAAGGCCAGGAUAAAGCAGCCGGCCAACGCCAAGCGUUCUUCGAAGAAGCAGCAGGAGAGCGAAGACGAAGCUAGCGACACAGAUGGGACAGUGGAAGCAAGCGGAGACGAUGACGAGGAGGAUGAAGAAAGCGACGGUGAAGAGUCAGAAGAAGAAGAAGAAGAAGCGGACCAGGAGUCCUCCGAAGAGGAGUACGACUUUGAGCCGUACAAAGUCAACCCCGGAUUCCAAAAGCUUCUGAUGCGCAUUGGCGGCGUCUGCGAGUCCGUGGCCGACCCUCUCCCGAUGAGACUCAUCGAUCAAUUCGAGCAGCAGCUACGCACCAACUUGGGAAAGCAUGUCCGCCUGCCGAACGAUCUGCGGCAGCUGUACCGCUUCUGCAAUGGGCUCCAAAACGAAGAGGACAACUUCACCGUGUGCCCGCUCGUUGACGUCGGCGACGGUCGAGGAGGGCCGAUGACGCACGCGGACAUCUUCGGACCCGGCCACUGCGGGUGGCUGGACAUGGCCGAGGACCCGGCGUGGAUCCCCUUCGCCACCGGCUCGAUGGAGGAGGAGCACGAGAUCUUCAUGGUCAACGCCAACCUCGACUCCGAGAGCUACGGCCAUGUGAUGUUGCUCAUCCGGGACUGCUUCGACGAUGGCGAACGCGUUGAAGCCCGCAGCAUCUACAGCAUGAUGUCCAAGCGCUGGCGAAACCAUGCGUUCAGCAGCGACUCGCCUGAGGCUGGCCAACAGCAGGGUGGAUAUGGAAGGAAGGCGGCCCGAUGA